AUGGGUACUAAAGUGUGUGAUAUUGGAGAUGAUGUUAAGGAAACAUUGAGAAAGUUUCGGUUCCGUAAAACAACAAAAAAUGCUGCUCUUAUAAUGAAAGUAGAUAGAGAAAAACAGCAAGUAUGUGUAGAUGAAAUGUUGGACGAUGUUACUCUUGACGAACUAAGAGAAAUUUUACCUGGUCAUCAGCCACGUUAUAUUAUUUACUGCUGUAAAAUGGAACAUGAAGAUGGGCGAGUGUCAUUCCCGAUGUGCUUCAUUUAUUUCACCCCAAGAGAUAGUCAUAUGGAAUUACAAAUAAUGUAUGCAGGCACUAAAAUGGCCUUACAACGUGAAGCCAACUUGACUAGGGUGUAUGAAGUGAGAGAAUUGGAUGAAAUGACCGAUGAGUGGUUACAAGACUGUGUUAUGGGAAAGUAA
Molecule: messenger RNA, 420 nt
Organism: Macrosiphum euphorbiae (potato aphid)
Lineage: Eukaryota; Metazoa; Arthropoda; Insecta; Hemiptera; Aphididae
Source: the annotation of a GenBank genome assembly